AUGUCUCCUGAUCAAAUCGUCCUGGAUUUAGAUGCUAUAAGGGAGAGAUUUCUAUUUUUCAAUAAAACCUUCCCUAAGGAACAAAUAGACGAUUUUUACCAAUUUAAUACAAAUAAAUCAACUAAAGAAAAUUUGUCUCUGUUAUCAAAAGAAAUUUUGAACACUCCAUUUACAACAAAUUAUCUUUUCGCUUAUAAACCUAUCUUCUUAGCCAUUAUAGCACAUUGGACAUCCCGAACUGAUGAUAAUGAUCAUCUUUUAAAAGUCUUGGAGUCUACCUCCAGAAUAAUAAGCCUAUAUCCAAUCUCGAGAACUAUAAUUGAAGAUUUCUUAUCCAAAAACAAUGAUUUUUUCAUCACUAUUUUACAGAAUCCUUCUACUCAAGACAACAUCAGCAUUUUUAAAAUUCUUUUAUCCUACUAUCGAUUAGUAUAUCAUGAUAAUACCGUUUUUAUUAACUUUCUUAGACCUGAUGUUCUGUACUUCAUAGUCGAACAUCCUUUAACUUUACCAUUGACUAAAUUUCUUUCCUUAAAAUUACUAUCCAUUUAUUUACAAUUGAAUGAAAGUGGGUCCAUUGAUUUGUUUAGAAAGUAUUUAGAUUACAAUAAUCAUGAUGUAUUUUGCGGUCAAUAUGACACGAAUAAAUAUGCAAAUUAUAAAUUCUUAGAAUUGAAUGAAGCCAAAAGGUUUUCCAAUUUUACACUUUUACCUGAGGUAAAGGAAUGUUUCAUUAAUUCAAAGAUCACACAUACCAAGAGCUACUUUAUUAUCAACCCUUCUGACUUAAAUAGUAAUGUUGUGUCUAUUGGUGGUGUUAUUGUACCUAGAGUUCAUAUUACAAAUAAUGUUGAAAAUCAAUACCCUCCCACAUUUGUUCCAACUUUGAAAACUGUAACUGCGAUACGUCAAUUGGCUAAACUGUUACAAAAAUCAGAUCCAAUCAUGUUAUUAGGUAAAUCUGGUAGUGGUAAGACAUUUUUGAUUAAUGAACUAAGUAAAUAUGUUGGUUGCUACGAUUCAAUAGUCAAAAUCCAUUUGGGUGAACAAACUGAUGCAAAAUUAUUAAUUGGUACUUAUACAUCUGGUGAGAAACCAGGUACUUUUGAAUGGAGAGAUGGUGUAUUGACAACAGCUGUCAAAGAAGGUCGAUGGAUUCUUAUUGAAGAUAUAGAUAAAGCUCCUACUGAAGUGUUAUCUAUCUUACUAUCGUUAUUAGAAAAACGUGAGUUUACUAUACCUUCCAGAGGUGAAACAGUAAGUGCAGGUAAUGGGUUCCAAUUGAUAUCUACUGUCACAUUAACUGAAGAUAUGAUCAAAAAAAAUAGUACAGCUGAUUUAGUAGCCAAUAAUUUCAAUUUGAAUAUGAUAGGUAUGCGAAUUUGGAAAAUAGUUUACCUUGACGAGCCAUCAGAAAAGGAUUUAACCUUAAUUUUAACUAAAAGAUAUCCAGUAUUAACUCAACUGAUACCAAAACUUAUACAUUGUUAUAAAACUGUCAAAUCAAUAUACCUGGAUCCAAGAUUCGUUUCAUUAAAUAAAGGUGCACAUUCACGCGUCGUUUCCAUAAGAGAUUUAGUGAAAUUAUGCAAUAGACUUAAUACCCUUUUCAAAAAUAAUAAUAUCCACAAACCUGAUCAAUUGAUUGAGUCAUCUAUAUAUGAUUCCAUUUUUGCUGAGGCAGUUGAUUGCUUUGCUGGCGCAAUCAGUGAAUUUAAAGCUUUGGAGCCAUUAAUCCAUAACAUAGGUGAAUCUCUUGAAAUUGCUAAUUCUAGAAUAUCAUUAUUCUUAACAAGGAAUACCCCUAAAUUUGAAACUUUUAAUGAUCAUGUGAUAAUUGGAAGAGCUAAAUUACACAAAUCCACUUUGUCAUUACAAAAGAAGUCUAUCAAUUCUACAUCUUUUGCAUUUACAAACCAUUCUCUUAGAUUAAUGGAACAAAUUUCUGUUGCUGUUCAGAUGACUGAACCAGUAUUAUUAGUAGGUGAAACAGGUACUGGUAAAACCACAGUUGUUCAGCAAGUUGCCAAAUUAAUGAACAAAUCACUUACUGUUAUCAAUGUUUCACAGCAAACAGAAACUGGUGAUUUACUUGGUGGAUACAAACCUGUUAAUUCAAAAUCGGUGGCUGUUCCAAUACAAGAAGAGUUUGAAACAUUAUUUGCUGCCACCUUUUCAAUUAAGAAAAAUGAACGUUUUUAUAAAAUGUUACAUAAAUGUUUUAAUAAAGGCCAAUGGAAAAAUGUUGUAAAACUUUGGAAAGAAGCUUACAAGAUGGCUCAAACCGUUUUAAAAAAAGAAGAUAAAACAGCAUCUGCUGUUGAUGAAAACAGGAAGAAAAAGAGGAAGUUAAAUAAUUAUCAAAAAGAAUUACUUUUGAAACAAUGGUCUGAAUUUGACAAUAAUGUAACUAAAUUUACAGCACAGUCUAGUUCUCUCGAAAAUUCAUUUAUAUUUAAUUUUGUUGAAGGUUCCCUUGUUAAAGCUGUUAGGAAUGGUGAAUGGUUAUUAUUAGAUGAAAUCAAUUUAGCAUCUGCAGAUACUCUCGAGAGUAUAUCUGAGUUGCUUUCAGACACCUCUUCUAGAAGUAUUCUACUGUCAGAAAAAGGUGAUGCAGAACCUAUUAAAGCUCAUCCUGAUUUUAGAAUCUUUGCUUGUAUGAAUCCGGCUACUGAUGUGGGGAAAAGAGAUCUUCCAACUGGUAUUAGAUCUAAAUUUACAGAAAUAUAUGUUCAUUCCCCUGAUCGUGAUAUUACUGAUUUAUUAUCAAUUAUUGACAAAUAUAUUGGAAGUUUCAGUGUAAGUGAUGAAUGGAUCGGAAAUGACAUUGCUGAAUGCUACCUUGAAGCUAAAAUACUUUCAGAAAAUAACCAAAUUGUAGAUGGUUCUAACCAAAAGCCUCAUUUUAGUAUUCGUACUUUAACACGUACUCUACUUUAUGUACGAGACAUUGUUAAAAUUUAUGGUUUACGCAGAUCUCUUUAUGAUGGUUUUUGCAUGUCCUUUUUGACACUAUUAGACGAAAAGUCUGCCAGUAUUCUUGAACCUAUAAUUGCAAAAUAUACUAUUGAUAGAUUAAAGAAUGCUAGGUCAGUUCUUCUUCAAACACCUUCAUCUCCUGGCCCAUCCUAUGUACAAUUUAAACAUUAUUGGAUGCGUAAAGGUCAAGAACAGAUCAAAGAACAACCCCAUUAUAUUAUUACACCAUUCGUUGAAAGAAAUUUACUUAAUCUAGUAAGAGCCACAUCAGGUAACCGCUUCCCUAUCUUAGUUCAAGGUCCAACAUCUGCUGGUAAAACGAGUAUGAUUAAAUAUCUGGCUGAUAUAACGGGUCACAAAUUUGUUCGUAUUAACAAUCACGAACAUACUGAUUUGCAAGAGUAUCUAGGUACAUACAUUACUGAUGAUGCUGGGAAAUUAGCUUUUAAAGAAGGUGUUCUUGUUGAAGCAUUACGUAAGGGUUAUUGGAUCGUGCUUGAUGAAUUGAACUUAGCUCCAACUGACGUGUUGGAAGCACUUAACAGAUUAUUAGAUGAUAAUAGAGAAUUGUUUAUUCCUGAAACUCAAGAAAUAGUACAUCCUCAUCCAGAUUUCAUGUUGUUUGCAACACAGAAUCCACCAGGUAUAUAUGGGGGUCGUAAGGUUUUAUCCCGUGCAUUUAGGAACCGUUUCCUUGAAUUACACUUUGACGACAUUCCCCAAGAUGAAUUAGAAAUUAUUUUACGUGAACGUUGUCAAAUUGCUCCAUCAUAUGCAAAGAGAAUUGUAGAAGUUUAUCGUCAGUUAUCCGUUGAAAGAUCUGCUACUAGACUAUUUGAACAAAAAAAUAGUUUUGCUACAUUACGUGAUUUAUUCCGUUGGGCUUUGAGAGGUGCUGUAGGCUAUGAAGAACUUGCUGCCAAUGGUUAUAUGUUAUUAGCUGAAAGAUGUAGAUCUCCUCAAGAAAAAAUCACUGUUAAAAAGACUUUAGAAAGAGUUAUGAAGGUUAAACUAGAUAUGGACCAUUACUAUGAAAAUCUAGAGGAUCCAAAUUUACAAAAAUUAAAUUCUGUUAUAUGGACUAAAGCACUUCGUCGUUUAGCUGUAUUAGUCACCAGCUCUUUAAAGAAUAAUGAACCAGUUCUUUUAGUGGGUGAAACAGGUUGUGGUAAAACCACUGUAUGUCAGUUGUUGGCUGAAUACACAGGAAAAAAACUAAUCACUUUAAAUGCUCAUCAAAAUACAGAAACAGGUGAUAUUCUUGGUGCUCAGCGUCCCAUUCGUAAUCGUUCAGAAUUACAACAUCAACUUAUUUCAUUGUUACAAAACAUCUUAAAUAAACCUGAGAUUAUUGAUUUAGAUAGCUUAUUAGUAGCCUAUGAUCAUUUCGACAAAUCACAACUCUCUGAAAACCAGCUUCAAGAUGUUAAACAGUUGAAGGAAAAUUUAAAUGUUUUAUUUGAAUGGAAUGAUGGCCCAUUAAUUCAAGCUUUAAAAGAAGGUAAUUUCUUUUUGUUUGAUGAAAUGUCAUUAGCUGAUGAUUCUGUAUUGGAAAGAUUAAAUAGUGUAUUAGAACCAGAAAGAAGUCUUCUUAUUGCUGAAAAGGGCUCAUCAGACAAUUUUGUGACUGCUAAAGAUGGAUUUCAAUUUUUUGCAACAAUGAACCCUGGUGGAGACUAUGGUAAAAAAGAAUUAUCCCCUGCUCUUAGAAACCGUUUUACCGAGAUAUGGGUUCCUUCUAUGGAAAGUUUUGAUGAUGUUGAGCUAAUUGUUAAGUGCAAGUUAAAACCUUCUAUAAGUGAAUUAACUAAAUCUAUUGUAGGUUUUUCUGAAUGGUUUGGUAAGAAAUAUGGUGGUGGAGAUGCAACUAGUGGUGUUAUAUCUCUACGUGAUAUUUUGGCUUGGGUUGAAUUUAUUAAUAGUACUGACAAUAAAUUAAAGAAUCCAGCUGCACAAUUAAUUCAUGGUGCCCUUAUGGUGUUUAUUGAUGCAUUAGGCACUAAUAACACUGCCUAUUUAGCUGAAAACGAAGUAAAUCUAAAAAGACAAAAGACAGAGUGUAUUGACAAAUUAAGCUCUAUUUUUGGUGACGACUUAUCCAUUUAUGUUAAUACUAGUAAUAAGUAUAAUUUGGAUAAUUCAGAUAUACAUAUUGGUAUGUUUAGAUAUCCAAAAAAUUCAGGUAUUGUUGAAGGUACUACUUUUACUAUUGAUGCUCCAACAACUGCAGGAAAUUUGAUGAGAGUUGUUAGAGCAAUGCAGGUUAAUAAACCAAUCCUGCUAGAAGGUAGCCCUGGUGUCGGAAAAACCAGCUUAAUUACUGCAUUAGCAAGCCUAACAGGAAAUAAACUAACCCGUAUCAAUUUAUCAGAACAGACUGAUCUAAUAGAUUUGUUUGGUUCUGAUGCUCCAGGUGAAAGAAGUGGGGAGUUUGUUUGGCAUGAUGCACCAUUUUUAAAAGCAAUGCAGGAAGGUCAUUGGGUUUUGUUAGAUGAAAUGAAUCUUGCCUCCCAAUCGGUCUUAGAAGGUUUAAAUGCAUGUCUUGAUCAUCGUGGUGAAGCCUACAUCCCGGAAUUAGAUAAAUCAUUCUCUAGACACCCUAAUUUCAUGGUAUUUGCAGCACAAAAUCCACAAUAUCAAGGAGGUGGUAGAAAAGGUCUUCCUAAGUCAUUUGUAAGUCGGUUCACUGUUGUGUAUGUUGAAAUGUUGACUGCAGAUGAUUUACUUUUAAUUGCUAAACAUCUUUAUCCAAGGAUUGAUUCCAAAAUAAUCCAGAAUGUUAUCCAUUUGAUAUCCGAACUAGAAGAAGAGGUAAGUAGGAAAAAGAAAUGGGGUAUUUCUGGAUCACCAUGGGAAUUUAAUUUACGAGACGCAUUAAGAUGGUUAAAAUUGCUUGGUAAAAAGGGUAUCACAGAUGAAAUAACUAUUUAUGACUUUUUUGACAUUAUUAUCAAGCAAAGAUUCCGUACGGAAGAAGAUAGAGCAAAGGCAAGUUCUUUAUUGAAUAAAGUAUUUGGUAAGAGUUCAAAGAAAUCAAAUUAUUUUGGAGGUCACACCAAUUAUAUCCAAUUUAACAAUGCAGUUGCUAAGAGAAAUCCCCAAUUCAGUUUUCCCUUAGCCAAUAAACUUUAUUCUUUAGAAUGUAAUAUUGAAUAUUAUGAAUCUGCAUUACGUUGUAUUUCAAAUAACUGGCCACUUAUCUUAGUAGGUCCUACAAAUUCGGGUAAAACAAGUUUGGUAACAUAUUUAGCUUCUGUCCUUGGAACACAAGUGGACAUAUUCUCAAUGAACAAUGAUGUAGACAGCAUGGAUAUAUUAGGUGGUUAUGAACAAGUCGAUUUGACAAGAAAAAUAUCCUCGUUGACUAAUGAAUUAAGGAUAUUUUUAAAAAAUAUUAUAUUUACCAACCUAAAAUUGGGUGAUACAAAAACUGAAGAAAUCAACAUAAGUUUGCGUUUAUUACAUAAUAUAUCGGAACGCUCCAUUACUGAGCAAACUUUCGAUCAAUUUUAUGCCUUAUUCAAGGAUUUCUAUAGUUGUGUCAGAAACAAUAUCACUUUGAAUAAGAUUUCCGAACAAAUUGAAAAAAUUAAACAUUUAACAGACAAGGUUACAGCAGCUAAAUUUGAAUGGUUUGAUGGUAUGCUAGUGAAAGCAGUUGAAGAGGGUAGAUGGUUAAUUUUAGAUAAUGCCAAUUUAUGCUCCCCAUCUGUGUUAGAUAGACUAAAUUCGUUGCUUGAAACGAAUGGUUCCCUUUUAAUCAAUGAAUGUAGUCAAGAAGAUGGGCAACCAAGAAUUUUAGAACCUCAUCCAAAUUUUAGGUUGUUUUUGACGAUGGACCCUAAAUAUGGUGAAUUAUCAAGAGCGAUGAGAAAUAGAGGCAUCGAAAUUUAUAUGGAUGACUUGAAUAACAGAGCAACAGCAUAUGACAGAAGGUGCUUAGGCUUUACAAGCAAAACAAUUAUAAAAGAACAAGAAGAUUCAUUAUCAAAAGAACUAGAUUCUUUAAGCAUCAACCCAAAUAGUUUACCAAAGCCACUAAAGUGCUUUAUUAUUCCAUCGUGUACACUUGCAUACUCUUUUUCAAUAGUACAUGAUGUAAUAUUAUAUUCUACUACAAACACCUCAAUUAAUGCUUUGGCUGGUUUAAUUACCUUUGAUAACUUAAAUAACAUAGAAGGUUGGACUUCGAAUGUAGUUAAGAUUAAUCACUAUUUCAAUGACUCAAGAGUUUCUGGUAUUUUUGACUUUAUUCACUUCCUGCAUACUUCAAAAAUUCUGGAAAAAUUAAAUGAUAUCUCACUAGCAACAGAAAAGAAUAUUCAUUUUAUAACCUCACUGGAAAAUAACACUGUAUCUCAUCAACAAUUAAUGCUACCACUAAAUGAAUUCUUAACUUCAGAACUAAUAAAAACCACACCUUUAGCAGUCUCAGCAGAAAUUAUUUAUUUGUUUAGUAUAUUAGAGAAACUAAGACAUUUACAAGCAUGCAUGAUUACUAUCGAAAAAAGAUCAAAAAUAUGUAAAGUAUCUGAUCUUUCUUAUAUUGAAAAGUGUGCUGCUAUAUUGAAUGGACGUCAAUUAAAAGAAAUAAUACGAAUUCCUAUUUUUUCAUUAUUAAAAAACCUUUUACAAUUUAUUAACCACAGUAUCGUUUCAAAACCUUUGUUUCCUACAAAUUUGUAUUAUAAAUUAUUUUGGUUACUCAUCGUUAUUUUAGAAAGUAUUUAUGAUUCUGCAUCUAAAAAGGAUGAGGCUCGAUUAAGAGUAUAUAAAGAAGUUUUAGAUAAUUGGUUGGCAUCUGCUACACAUAAAGAGGAACUGGAAAAUUUUAAAGAAAUUAUCAACAUCUUUGAUGGUUCAAUAAACUCACAAAGAGGCCACUCUAUGAGAAUACUUUGGGAACAUUUUAGGAUUACAUACCCUCAGACAUCAAAAGGAUGGAAAUUAUGGAAUAAUAUCGAAGAAUUAUGUGCUAGAUUUGACAAAGUAAAAAUGCAACAGUUUAAGGAAUCUAAUCAAUCAAUUGUUGCAAUUAUUGUGACGUUUGCUGAGUUAGUGGAUGAUGUUUUGAAGAAUAAUGUGACAGAUGUUGAACUUCUAUUCACCAACUUAAUAAAAGGUAUUAAUAAUUUAGAGGCAAUUUCUAACAGAUUUUUGAAUAGACGUAAGCAUUUCUUUUUAAAUGAAUUUGAUACCCUUUUAAGAAUCCAGUCGCUAUAUCAAGAAGGUUUAUCAUCAAUUCUUCAAAAUAUUUGCUCAAAUGUAAGCAUAUCCACUCACAAGCAAAUUAGGCUAACUGCAAGUGAUCACGCUUAUCCACCUGUAUUCGAUCUUCUAUGGGUGAAACAAGGAGAUAAGUACAUCUCACAUACAAGUGAUAUUAUAAGUGCUGCAUAUAUUCAGAAUAUAAUAGUUAAGACGAAUACAUUUGACAAGUUUAGUGGCAGUCAUAUUGAACAAACACUAAGUGAUGCUAAACUUCUUUUGACAACAACCAUUGAGUCAUCUAAGUAUCUCCUGAAAAAUCAUAUUUAUGAGUUGGGCCGUAAACUUCUAGCCUGGAUUAACAUAAUAGUCAAACUUCAUAUAAACGUUGAUAUUUCAGAAAUUAAUAAUCAAGAGAUAAUGAUGCUGUUUUCUUCUCCUGAAAAUAAACAUAUAGAUGGGGUUUAUCAAAAAUAUUUAAAACCUGCAUUGGAUAUAUUAAAUGAUAUCAAUAAGAGUCACCUUCUAGGUCAGGCGUGGAUUUUAUUCGGUAUUGCAAUGCUAAUAUUGUAUUCCCCUGAUGUUCCAUAUGAUCCUGCUGUACAUGAUUAUGUUUUAUAUGAUAUAUAUAUGAAACAUGUCAAUUAUUCUAAAAGUAUGAUCAACUCGUGGGAUGUAAUUAAUAAAGUGAUUAGUGGAGAUGAUGAAAUUCUAGUGAAAAAAUUGAUUGAAAUUCCAUCAGAUCAGGAUGCACCAAAUAAACCAAGAGUUUAUCGUUCUUCGUUAUCUGUUGACAAUUUAAUCGAUGAAUGGUCAGUUUUUUUCUCUUCUACAGUCAACCCAGAAAGACUAUCUGUAAUAUUUCCUUCUGUGAAUAAAUGGGAGCAAAUGAUUGACGGUGAGUUUGAAAUGUUUCAACAGAACAGUUCUAAUUUCUUAAAUAGACUCAACUCUGGUUAUCAAGCGUUUACAGAUCUUAAUGAUAUUUUUGCUGGCUAUGUCUUCUGUAUUAAGUUUGGAUUUGAUUUGAUGAAACAUUCAAUAAAAGAAAAUGAAAAAGAUACUAAUGUGACUAAUUUAUGGCCUGUUGAUAUUCUACAAUUAACCAGCAACAACUCUUUGGUUAACACAUUUACUGAACUUUCAAAACUAACAAAAUGCACAUCGGUUGAUGAUUUGAUGAGUGAAAAGACCAUGAUAUUUUUCAUGGAUAUUUUCAAAUAUCAUAAGUGCAGUAAAAGAUUAUAUAGUAUGUUUGAUAAUGUUUUACAAACUUUGUAUUAUAGAUGGUCUUUAAGGAGAAUGAAAGAAGAGCAAAAGUCGAUAGAAGAAUCAUCUAUUUUUAAAUAUGAAGACAAGACUGAAGAUAUUGAAGCAGAGUUCAGAGAAAUGUUUCCUGAUUAUGACAGUGCACUUUCAUUUGAAGAAACAAAUUCUUUUAAGAAUGUACAACAAAAUGAUUUAGAAAAAGUAUAUCAUAAGAUAGCUACAAUAUACAUGGAAAUUUUCUCAGAAGAAAAAUCCACUUCGAUUGAUCAACUUAUCAAAUCAGGAAGCAAACUUGUGGAUGUAUUUAUUAAUAACACACAAAAGUUGCUUAUUGGACAGAUUUCUCCUAGUUUAUUAAUGUCAUCAAUUACUAUUUUGUACGAUGAAAUAAAUAAAUACAGUGGACAAGAUGAUAAUGAAAAUCUUGAUUUUUACCACGAUUCUUCCGUUGUAGAGGCUAAAAAGGCUGCUACAAUUAUCAAUAAUAUUUGGUUGAAGAUAGCUUCAUUAUUACAACAAUGGCCUGAACAUGCGACUUUAAAUGACUUGUACAGGAUAUGUGAAGAAUUUUUAUCUUUUUCUGUAGAUAUACCUUUGGCACGUCAAUUACAGAAAAUUGAACAGAUAUACACAUUCAUGACUGAAUGGGAAAAAUAUGCAGCCUCUUAUGUAUCUCUAUCAACAUUAAUUGGUGACAUUACAAAUUUGAUUGUAUCUUGGAGAAGGUUAGAAUUGCACACAUGGAAAGGAUUGUUUAAUGCAGAGGAGAAGAAAAUUGAAAAAUCUAUUGGAAAAUGGUGGUUCAAUUUAUUUGAAGUUAUAAUUGCCACAUGUAAUGAGAAUGAAAAGGAUGAAAAUUCUCAGUUAACUACCCUAUUAAGUUCAUUAAAUAUCUUCUUUAGUAAGAGCACUGUUGGUGAAUAUUCUACUAGAAUAAGGUUGGUCAAAGCUUUUACCAACCAUUUGCAAUCCUUUAUGCCAUCUCGUUUAAAAACCGUUGAUGCGUUAGCCAAUAUUUUAUCAUUUUAUGAACAGUUUAGUCCAUUUAUUACAGAUUUUAUUUGUUCGAAGAAAAAAUCAUUAGAAAAGGAUAUAUCUGAGGUAAUUCUGUUAGCAAGCUGGAAAGAUGUUAAUGUUGAUGCUUUAAAACAAAGUUCACGUAAAUCCCAUAAUAGUCUUUACAAAUUGGUUCGUAAAUAUAGAAGUGUUCUUUCGACAAAUGCUACAUCUAUUAUUGAAGCAGGCUUACCUUUUGAUCAUAAGUUUAAUUUACAAAUGAAGCCAUUAUUUAAACCAUCUUUUCUUGAUAUUGAUCUUCAAAAUGCUAAGAGGGUGGUGAAUACGAUUCCUGGAUGGGACAACAGAAUAAAAACUUUAAGAAACAUUGAUUUGGUUAAGAAAAAUAUGGAAAAUUAUUAUGUUAAAAUUAAAUCGCAAUCUUUUCCUAAUUUUGAGCAGUUAGUUAGAGAUUAUGCGAGAGAAGCUGAUAGAUUACGCUCUGAAACCCCAAGUGUUUACAAGAAAGAAAUCAAAAAACAAUUAGCAGCGUUGAAAACACAAAAAACCAAGUUAUUGAGUGAUUCUUUAAAAGAAUUAAGAAGAAUCGGUUUAAAGACAAACUAUAGAGAAGAUAUACACAAGGUGCAGGGAACAGUUACUUCUAUUUUGGCUAACUCAUCAUCUUUCAAAGGUACUAUAAUGGAAUCGUCCGAUGGGUAUUACUUCAGAAUCUUAGAUAUGUUACCAAAACUUAGAAAUGCUGUUGCUAAUCCAGCGGCUGAUGUUCCUAUGGCAAGCAUUGAAAAGGGUAUGGCUAUUAUGGAAAACCUAUUAUUUUCAUUAAUUACAACCAGAAAAGUAAUGGUGACUUUGGCUAGACAGUUUGAAAAAGUUGCUAAUAUCAUAGAAUACCUUGAAUGUAUUUCAACUUCAACGGGCUACAUUAAACAAUCUUCUUUACAAGUUGACGUCAAUAAUGUACGUUAUAUUAGUUCAUGGUUGCCCAAUAUCCUCGAAUAUGCCACAACGAAUUUAACUAUUAUUGGAUUAUUUUCUGAACAGUCACUCGAUACAAGUUUACUUCUUCAAACUACUCUUCGCUUAAAGGAGUUUCGCUCACGUAUUGAGAAAGUUCAAGUCUUUGAUUCACAGAUAUCUAGUUUAAUCUCGGAUUACCAAGAAUUUAUCAACGCUUUUCUUGUUCAAUUAAGAUCAAGCCAAAAUUCGUACUGUUUUUUUGUCUAUAAUGUCAUUGCCGAUUGGAUACAACAAAAUACAGAAAUAUCUGUCAAGGAUGAAGAAUUCUCAGAACCUGCUAUCCAAGAUUUUGAUCAACUUUUCCGUAAAGUAUAUACAACUAUUAUCUUAGCAUUCCAAAAACUGAUGGAAAACGAUUUUGCCUCAGUUACUGAAGAAGACGACAAUUGGUUAGCAAUGAAAUCCAAGUCUAUUGUAUCGUUGAUUAAAUCAUUACAUACAGCUAAAGUAAUCUAUAACUUACAAUGUAUCACCAGUUUAAUUGACUCUUCUAAUAUCUCAGUUACAACAUCUAUUAUGCUAAGGGCGAUUACUACAUUUACUCUACCUGUAAUCAAUCAAUAUUUUAGUACAUUACAAUGUAUUAUGGAAAAAUCAAGAUCUUACUAUGUUGAUAUAAGUCAAGGUUCAUACAUUUUGGCUAACAUAUUACACAAUUUAGCCAAAAAUGGGUUCUGUUCACCACAACCUCCUUCUGAAGAAAUAGAUGAUAACAACUUAUAUGAGGGUACGGGUCUUGGUGAUGGGGAAGGUACACAAAACAAUUCUAAAGACAUUGAACAAGAUGAGGAUUUAACUGAAGAUGCUCAAACUGCUAAUCAAGAUCAAAAAAAUAAAGAUGAUAGGGAUGACGAAGAUGAAGAUGAUGCUGUUGACAUGGAAGGCGAUAUGGCUGGUGAAAUUGAGAACUUGUCUGAUCAAGAUGACAAGAAUGAUGAGAAUGAUAUGGAAGAAGAAGAUGAAUUAGAAGAUAAGAUUGAUGACCUUGAUGAAGAUGAUCCAAACGCUGUUGAUGAUAAGAUGUGGAAUGAAGAAGCAGCAGAAAGUUCUAAGGAAAAAGAGACAGAAAAUCAAUUAGACUCCAAAGAAGAGAAUGAUGUUCAAGCUGGUGAUGAUAAAGAUAAUAAUGCAAAUAAUGGUGAAAAUGAGAGCCAGAAUGUGGAGGAAGAAGAUGAAAUGAAUAAGAAUGAACAGAAGCCAGAUAUUGAGGAAACUAAAACUGAUAAUGAUAGUAUGCAUGAAAAGGAUGGCGAUGAGCUUGAAGAAGAUGAGAGUGCUGAUGAAGAAGAAGAUGUUGGCGAACAAGAAGACGAAGUAAGAAAUGAAGAUGGUGAAAAGAUGGAUGCUGCUGUUCCUGAAGUUGAGACAAUGGAAUUGCCUGAUGACUUAAAAUUAGAUUCUGACGAUGAAAAAAACACUGAUGAGGAAGUUACAGAUGAUGAUGAAAUGAAAGAUAAUUUCGAUAAGAUGAAUGAGGAUGAAGAAGAGGAAUUGAAUGAAGAAAAUAUUGAUGCUGUUUCUGAAAACGAACCAGAUUCCAUGGAUAUUGAUGAAGAUAAUGAUCAUAUUGAAGAUGAAUCUAUGGAAGUUGAAAACAAUGAGAAUGAAGCUGGUGAAAAUGACAAUGAUGAAAAUAUGUCAAAUGAAGAGAAUCUUGAUAAUGAGAGUGAGGAAGAAUUAGGUCAAGAUCAAGAUCAGUUGAUUAAUGAAAAGCAGGAGCUUGGUGGUGGUGAUAAUAUGGAUAAUCUAGAAGGUUUAGAUGGUACUGAAGAUUUAUUGCAGGAAGAGUCAACAGAUGUAAAUGCUGCAGUACAACAACAGUCUGGCUCUAAGGGAUCAGGAUCUACAUCUAAGGAUGUAGAAGAACAAGAGGACAUUGGUAGUUCUGGUAAUACACAAAAUGCAUAUAGAGAAGAACAAGAAAAAGAACAAGCAGAUAAUGUUGAUGACACUAGGGAGGAAGCUAAAGAAGCAUUGAAACAACUCGGUGAUAGUUUGAAAGAGUUCCAUAGACGUAGAAAAGAGAUUAAAGAGAUGAGUGAGAGAACUGAAGAAGAACAAGAAGAAACUGAUAAGAAGGCUAAUGAACGUGCUGAUGAUUUUGAACAUGUUGAUGGUGCUAAAACUGAAACUGAUACACAAGCACUUGGUGCCGCUGAUCAAGAUGAAGUACAGGCCAUUGAUGAAGAUAAAGCCAUUGAAGAAGGACAAGAAGAGCAUAAAGAAGAUAUGGAUCAUGAUAUGCUGCAAGAGGAAAAUGAUAAUGAAAGUGAAGAGCAUCUGAAUGAUAGAUUAGAUUCUGAACAAGAUGAAAAUGGGGAAUUACAAGAUGGUAAAGUUGGUGGUGUAUUUUCAAACCAAAGGGAUGAGGAUGUUGAUAAUGACGAUUCAUUGAAUAAGAAUGGUAAUAACGGAUUGAUUGAAGAUUUUUCGAAGGAACAAGAACAAUAUGAAAAUGAGAUAGAUAUGUUAUUAGAUGAAGUGGAUAAUAAAGUGACAGAAGAAAAUCAAUUUGAUGUUCCACCAAGAGAUAUUGAUGAAGCUCGUAGAAUAUGGAAUCGAAGUGAAAUCUCUACAACAGAACUAGUAUCAAGAUUGGGUGAACAAUUAAGAUUGAUCUUGGAACCAACAUUAGCCACAAAAUUAAGAGGUGAUUAUAAAACAGGUAAAAGAUUGAAUAUGAAACGUAUUAUUCCAUAUAUUGCAUCUCAAUUCCGUAAGGAUAAAAUAUGGUUAAGAAGAACUAAACCAAGUAAACGUGAUUAUCAAAUCAUGAUUGCACUGGAUAAUUCCAAAUCAAUGAGUGAAUCUAAUUGUGUGAAAUUAGCGUUUGACAGUUUAUGUCUUGUAUCAAGAACUCUAACACAAUUGGAAGCUGGUAGUUUAUCUAUUGUGAAAUUUGGUGAACAUUCACGUGAAGUCCAUUCAUUUGAGCAGCAAUUUAGUAAUGAAUCAGGUGUAAAAGCAUUCCAAUGGUUUGAUUUCCAAGAUACAAAGACAGAUGUUAAGAAAUUAGUGGCUGAAUCAAUUAAGAUCUUUGAAAGGUCACGCAGUUUAUCAUCUAAUUCAGAUCAAUGGCAAUUAGAGAUCAUUAUAUCCGAUGGUAUUUGUGAAGAUCAUGAGACUUUACAAAGAUUGGUACGUCGUGCACGUGAGAAUAAAAUUAUGCUUGUAUUUGUCAUAAUUGAUGGUAUUACAUCCAAUGAAUCUAUUUUAGAUAUGAAUCAAGUUAAUUACGUUCCUGACCAAUAUGGUAAUCCUCAAUUAAAGAUUAACAAAUAUUUGGAUACAUUCCCAUUUGAAUUCUAUGUUGUGGUUCACAACAUCUCUGAAUUACCUGAAAUGUUAUCAAUUAUUUUAAGACAAUAUUUUUCUGACUUAACAUCUUCAUAA
Molecule: messenger RNA, 14886 nt
Organism: Arxiozyma heterogenica
Lineage: Eukaryota; Fungi; Ascomycota; Saccharomycetes; Saccharomycetales; Saccharomycetaceae
Gene: REA1
Product: AAA family ATPase midasin
Exons: 1
Coding region: 1-14886 (4961 amino acids)
Biological process (GO): ribosomal large subunit export from nucleus; ribosomal large subunit assembly
Cellular component (GO): preribosome, large subunit precursor; nucleus
Molecular function (GO): ATP binding; ATP hydrolysis activity
Source: RefSeq, a predicted model, not a curated record